AUGGCCAGCCAGCACCAGCAGGCUCAUCACUUCAAUCCUCAAUGGUACUUCUACCAACCGCCCGGCCAAGUCUACCAUGAUCCAGUGUAUGCCCCGGUGGACUAUCGAGUGCAGCAAGUGGCGCCGCAGCAGCAGACACCGACUCAUCAGCACCAGGCUUUCGUGACGGCGGCCGGCUUCACGGCGCUUCGACCUCAGCAACAACGACUUCCCGUCCGCACUCGACAGCAGACCCGUCACGCUCGCGCCACCAUGGCUUCCGAAGGACAACAGCACGCCGGACCGAGCGAGGACGAGAUGGCGGAGAUGCAGAAGUUGAGCAACGAGUAUGAGCCUGAAGUGAAGGGACCGCUAGUCGGCCAGCGUCAAUCGACCAACAACCUCACGACCGAGUAUGCGUCCGCCGAUCCGGUGUAUCAAGCGAAGACGACGAACCUGCCUCAGAAGUACUCUCACUACCGCACCGUGAGAGGCGAUGGAUCGUGUGGAUGGCGAGCCAUCGCCUUCGGCUACUUUGAGACUCUGAUCAACCUUGGAGAUGGCAACAAGUUCCUCGAAGAGGAGGCAAGGCUCCGUUCCCUUAUGAACACCUGCACCGCUGCUGGCUAUGACCCUUCGCUUCUCGAGGACUUUGCCGAGGAGACUUACACUCUCUUGAGGAAGGUUGCGAAUGGCAUGCAGGACGGUACCGCCGAGAAUGCGCUCCACGAGACUUUCAAUGAUGACUACGUCCAGAACUUCAUCAUUACGCAUAUCAGGACUCUCACUGCCGCCUGGAUGAAGACUCACUCGCAGGACUACAUCCCUUGGGUUGUCGGCGGCUCAUCUAUCGACCAGUACUGUGAGCAGUCUGUCACGCCCGUGUCGAGUGAGCUGGAGCAUCUCAGUCUCAACGCGCUCAAGGAUGUUCUGCUGUCUCCCGCGGGCAUCACUCUCGAAGUCUUAUACUUGGACCGAAGUCAUGGCAAAGAGGUCAACAUGCAUCGCUUCUCUCCAGUCAACCAUGGCGGCUACGAUAUCGGCUAUAUCAGGCUUCUGUACCGCCCGUUAGUUAUGAAUGACUCCUUUCUAUCACGCUCGGCUGACAUCUCCAACAGAGGACACUACGACAUUCUCUACAUGCCCUCUGAUCUGCCACCAGUCCCCGUUCCUGCUGCCGUUCCAACAUAUCUACAGUACGCCAGCCAGCCGUACCAUGAACCAGUCUACGAUCUUGGCCUGCCGGACUUCAUGACGACCAUCCCUGGCAUGUCGUACGCCAACCCACACCAAGCAUGGGUAGGUUCGAGCUAUGCAGACUCGGACUUCUUUGGAUCGUCCGCACCAGUACAGCAGUGUCCGCAGCCAAUACCAGCACCUGCAGUACCGGCUCCGCAACCUCAGAUGCAAGCAGCGCCCGUGUACGUGCCAGCGGCGACAGCUCAUCUGGUGCCACCGCCGACGCAGAUGCCCGAGGAGCUUGUCAUUCGCACCGUGCCACAAGCCAACGUGUCGUCGCACCAAGGGUUCGCGCCUCAAUCUACUGGACCAUUCAGACCGUCGACGUGGCAGCUCGAGGCUGAUAUGUCUCAGCACACACCACUUCAGACUGCCAUCUUCAGGAAGUGA
This is a messenger RNA of Saxophila tyrrhenica, 1608 nucleotides long. RefSeq lists its product as uncharacterized. Gene Ontology annotation, cellular component: nucleus. Bases 1 to 1608 code for a protein of 535 amino acids. The transcript has 5 exons. Gene Ontology annotation, biological process: protein K48-linked deubiquitination. The record is from RefSeq and is a predicted model, not a curated record. Lineage: Eukaryota; Fungi; Ascomycota; Dothideomycetes; Mycosphaerellales; Extremaceae. Gene Ontology annotation, molecular function: cysteine-type deubiquitinase activity; ubiquitin binding.